Molecule: messenger RNA, 3475 nt
Organism: Syzygium oleosum
Lineage: Eukaryota; Viridiplantae; Streptophyta; Magnoliopsida; Myrtales; Myrtaceae
Product: protein NETWORKED 2D
Exons: 2
Coding region: 238-3141 (967 amino acids)
Molecular function (GO): actin binding
Source: RefSeq, a predicted model, not a curated record
UUGCAAAGAUAGGCAGCGAAGUUUCCGCUCCUCCCAUGAUGUUAUUGUUAGAAAGUGCCUCGGCACAUUCCUUUGUUGCACGUUGCCUUGUCAAUGUCUGCGUUGUUCUUCCUCCUGUCUCCUCUUUGAAUCCUCUCUCUUUCCCUCACACCCCCUUUGAGGUUUACAUUUGACUUGUGCUUGGUUUUUCCUAUCUAGAGAGAGAGGGGGAGGGAGUGAGUGAGGGAGAGGGAAAAGAUGAUGUUGCAGAGAGCUGCAAGCAAUGCAUAUUCAUGGUGGUGGGCGAGUCACAUCAGAACAAAGCAAUCCAAAUGGCUGGAGCAGAACCUUCAAGAUAUGGAGGAAAAAGUGCAGAAUGUGCUUCAGCUCAUCGAAGAAGAUGGAGACUCCUUCGCCAAGAGGGCAGAGAUGUACUACAAGAAAAGGCCAGAGCUCAUAAACUUUGUCGGAGAAUCCUACCAAGCCUAUCGAGCGCUCGCCGAACGGUACGACCACAUAUCGACGGAGCUACAAAACGCCAACACCACAAUCGCCUCAGUUUUCCCAGAGCAAGUCCCAUUUGCCAUGGACGAAGACGACGUAGAUAGCCCGAAGAGGCCCGUCCUCGAAGUCUCAAAACAGAACAUUCCGAAAGUCCCAAAAGCUCCCAUCAAGGAUUUGAAGAGCAUUUUGGCAUCUGGCGCGAAGAAGUUGCAAAACAAGAAGGCCAAGAAAGUGGCUGCUGCUCACAAAGUCCGUAAAUCCGGUUUGAGCAAAGCGGAAGCGCUGGAAAAGAUCGAUAAAAAUCAAAAGGACAUUCUCGCUCUACAGACGGUGAAGGAGUUUGUGAAGAGCUCGUAUGAGAGCAGGCUCGCGAAAUACUGGGAAAUCGAGAAGCAGAUUGGGGCGAUGCAAGAAGAGGUCUCCACCUUGCAAGACGAAUUCGGCGAGGGGAUGGUCAUCGAAGAUGACGUGGCGCGGAGCGUGAUGGCCACGGCCGCUUUGAAGUCUUGUCAAGAAACCUUGUUCAACUUGCAGGAGAAGCAGAAAAAAUUCUCCGAGGAAGCAAGAACAGAGCAAGAGAAGGUAAAGAUUGCUCGGGAAAAGUUCAAGUCGUUGAAGAAAAAAUUCCUUCCUAAAGAGGAUAGCGAAGAAAUUCCAUCUAUCGAGGCGGAGAGAUUGAGCCAAGAAGCAGUAAGUGCACAAGGAGAAGAAGAGUUACGAACUCUGGAAGAAAAGAUCGAGCAACAUUUUCUGGCCGAAUUCGGUACAUCUCUGACUGUGAGCGAAAUGGCAGAGAAGAUCGAUGAGCUUGUCAACAAGGUGAUCAUCUUGGAAACUGCAGUCUCAUCUCAAACUGCCCUUAUAGAAAGAUUAAGAGCAGAAACCAAUGGUCUUCAAACACAAUUUGAAUUGUUGGAAGACGAUAAGGCGAACUCGAUCAAUGGCUCAGACGAGAUGCAGAACAAGAUGCGGGAAAUGGAAGACAAGCUGCACGGAGCGGAGGAUCUUAACAGAAGCCUCGAGGAUCAAUACAAAAAUCUACGUACGCAUUUCACCGAAGCAAGUUACAACUUAGAACACCUGUCCAACAAUCUGGGAAGCGUGAGGCCAGAUGAAGAGCAGGAAGUCGCUUCACUGCCUAAAAAAGCAGAAGCUUCAGCUGAAGCAGAGAAAGGAGAUAUUAACAGCAGGUUUGGGAAAUUGCCAAAAGAAAAUCCAGAUGGGGACUGUCUUGUUACAUUUGCAUCAUCGCAAGCAGAUGAGGGGCUGCAAUCUUCAAGUUCAUCGCCAAUUCAAGACGCAUCUCUUGUCAAUAGCGGGUCACUCGAGUCUAAACCAUUGGGUUCCAGUGAUAAUCGUGACAAAGAUGCAGAAACAACAACCCAUAUUAGAGAGGACGGGGUCGAACAUGUUCAGAAAUCUCAUUCUAGUGCCUUGGAAAAUAGUUCUCUCCUGCCCGAAGAAAAUUUGGAAAUUCUUCCAGUUAAGCCCAAUGGUACACAGUCGGAAAAUGAAGUCAAGCCACACAUCGUACCACGGAAGAUGCAUGUUUCGUGGAAAGAUGGAGUACAAGAAGAGACAUUGGUGGAAGAAGAACCAAACUGGAAGGAAUUGUUCCUUAAAGGGAUGGAAAAUAGAGAGCAGACUCUUCUGACGGAGUACACGGCAGUUCUUCGAAAUUAUAAGGAAGCCAAGAAGAAGCUCACCACCACAGAGAAGAAAACCCCGGAUGGCCUCCUUGAUACGAGCGUGCAGCUGCGGGACCUGAAGACCUCAAAUGCCAUGAAGGAUGAAGAGAUUUUGUCACUUCGUCAGAAACUAAAUCUUCUGCAAACGGUUUUAGAGGGCAAUGCUGAGUCAAUUAAGGCUGAAACCCACAUAACUAAAGAGCAAGAGACAGAAGAUGAUAUUAAGUUGAUUCUCGCCGAUCAGCCUCAGUCGACUUCGGAGAUCGAAGAAAAAUUCAGGAUGGAUAUCGAUCAACUGCUGGAGGAGAACUUGGAAUUCUGGCUCAGGUUCAGCACAGCAUUACAUCAGAUCCAAAACUACGAAACCGCAGUCGAGGACCUCCAAGCUGAGACAACAAAACUCCUGGAAAAAGAAAAGAAGAAAGAAGGAAGCCGGUCAGGACCUCUGAGAUCAGAUGUAAAGCCAAUAUACAAGCAUUUGAGAGAGAUUCAAAACGAGCUCACCGUCUGGCUAGAAAAGUGCAUGACACUAAAAGACGAGCAGCAAUGCAGAUUCUCGUCGCUGUGUCAUAUCCAAGAAGAGAUCACCAAAGCACUAAAAGCGAGCGCGGAAGACGAUGACUUCAAAUUCACCAGCUACCAAGCUGCUAAGUUCCAAGGCGAGGUCCUAAACAUGAAACAAGAGAAUAACAAGGUUGCAGAUGAACUGCAGGCCGGUUUGGACCACAUAUCCGGGCUUCAAGUGGAGGUCGAGAAGACUUUGGCAAACCUAAACGAGGGAUUCGGAAUUUCGGGAUCAAGAAACAGUCAGCAAAGCAGCUACUUGAGACACUCUGUCAGCAAGACACGAGUCCCCCUGCGUUCAUUCAUUUUCGGUAUCAAAUCGAAGAAGCAAAGACCCUCACUCUUCACUGCCAUGAGCCCUGCAAUGCAUAGGAAGUACAAUGCCUUCAAAGCAGCAUAUCAGUAGCGCCAAUUUUUUUUUCCCUGUUCCUUUUUGAUUUAUCUCGUUCGUUCUGCUGGAUUACGGUGAUCAUUUUCCUGAGCAUUUAUUUUAGGCAGCUACACGUUCGUUUUUUUGUACCAUGGUUCGGAAGUUGAACAAGCGUAUCUUUUUUGUCAUCUGUAAAAUGACAGAAGCAGAUCUCUCCUCUGGAAGAAACAGAGAAGCGACUGUUCGCUGUUAGACAAGAACUAAUCACGCAAAAGAGUUUAGGAUCAGUUUAACUGCUAUCAGGUUAAGCAUUUCCACUUUCAAUAGUUCAAAUUUCUGAUCGAAGACCACAUUUCCCUUUGGUCAGCUA